Molecule: messenger RNA, 1554 nt
Organism: Cuculus canorus (common cuckoo)
Lineage: Eukaryota; Metazoa; Chordata; Aves; Cuculiformes; Cuculidae
Gene: SQSTM1
Product: sequestosome 1
Exons: 8
Coding region: 60-1418 (452 amino acids)
Biological process (GO): aggrephagy; mitophagy; endosome organization
Cellular component (GO): aggresome; amphisome
Molecular function (GO): K63-linked polyubiquitin modification-dependent protein binding; protein kinase C binding; zinc ion binding
Source: RefSeq, a predicted model, not a curated record
CCCCGCCCGCCGCGUCGCCGCCCGGCCGCUCCCCUGGUAAUUCGUGCUGCGCCACAGCUAUGGCUGCGCUGACGGUGAAAGCUUACCUGCUGGGCAAGGAGGAGGCGGCCCGCGAGAUCCGCCGCUUCUCGCUGCCGCCGCCCGCGCGCUACCAGGCCAUCUACGACCGUGUCGCCGAGCUCUUCCAGGGGCUGCUGCGGGCCGGGGCGCCGCCCGCCUUCCGCAUGCACUACCGGGAUGAGGACGGGGACCUGAUCGCGUUUUCCACCGACGAGGAGCUGGAGAUGGCGAUGCCGUACGUGCGGGAUGGCGUGUUCCGUGUGUACAUCAAAGAGAAAAAGGAGUGCAAGCGGGAACAUCGCUCGCAGUGCAGCCAGGAGCCUUCCAGGGACAUGGUGCACCCCAAUGUAAUCUGUGACGGCUGCGAGGGACCGGUUGUGGGCUCCAGGUUCAAGUGCACAGUCUGUCCCGACUAUGACCUGUGCAGCACCUGUGAGGGUAAAGGCAUCCACAAGGAGCACAACAUGGUGAUGUUUCAAAGUCCGCUGCUAAAUCCAUUCGAGUGGAUUCCUCGAGGACGCUGGCUCCGUAAAAGGCGGCAUGGUGUUCCCCCCUUCCCGUGGAUGCACUGCUGGGGAUAUCCUGGCCCUGCUGCUCCAUGCCAAAACUCCGAACAAGCCCAAGCCAGUGCUGCAGCGUCCAGCCCACCUGCUGCAGAAGAAGCUUCUACUAACAGUCAGCCUCAGGACCCCAACGUCACCUUCCUAAAGAAUGUUGGGGAGAGUGUUGCAGCUUUUCUCAGCCCCCUGGGUAUUGAAGUUGAUAUUGAUGUGGAACAUGGAGGACAGAGAAGCAAAGUGACUCCUGCUUCUCCCACUCGAGAGAACAGUGCUGAGUCAGGCAGCAGCGCUGUUAACCAAAACCUUCAGACCAAACCAGACCAGAACACCACAGCUUCUGCUAGAGAAGUAAAUGCUGUUGCAGAGCAGAUACAAGACAUGGUGAUAGAUCCUGUGCCCACACAAAUGGAAGAUGGCAGCUUCCAGUCCCAGGAACACAGCGAGUCCAGCAGUUCAUCAGGGGUUGAUGAAGACUGGACCCACUUAUCUUCUAAAGAAGUGGAUCCUUCCACGGGUGAACUGCAGUCUCUGCAAAUGCCAGAGACGGAGGGUCCCAGCUCCCUGGAUGUAUCACAGGAUCCUCCCCAACCAGGACCUACAGGAUUGCGAGAAGCCGCACUCUACCCACAUCUCCCACCAGAAGCAGACCCUCGCCUCAUUGAAUCUCUGUCCCAGAUGCUCUCUAUGGGCUUCUCUGAUGAGGGGGGAUGGCUCACUCGACUCCUGCAGACAAAGAACUGCGACAUUGGGGCAGCACUAGAUGCCAUCCAGUAUUCCAAGCAGCCACCUCACUUGUAGUCUGUGUAACAAAAAGCACUUCCUCCUAACUGAAAGCAGACAAUGCGGUACAAGUCACUGAGCUGUUCAUCCUUCUUCCUGCUAAGGGCUUCUGUCUCAUAUUCCUAAGUGCUUGUAGAAUGGAGGAAAAAUAAAU